UUCAAAUCUUUAUAGGAACUAUUCUCAAAAACUACUUCGAUGGUACCAAAUAUGGAUGUUGGUCAAUCCUCUCAGUUCGGUGGAGUUGAUCAUUCUCCACACCAUGACAGUGCUUAUGAACAACAGAGGAUGAAUGCACUUGAUAAUGAAGAUUUUCCUAAUUAUUAUGAGUCAUCAUCAAGUGAUGACGAUGAAAUAGCUAAUAAUGCAGAGGUAACCGAUGAUGAAGAUGAUGAUGAUGAUGUUCAAGUUGGUAUGACCAACAAUAUUCCUCAAAGCCAAAACCAACAAGAACCAAUGCACCACCACGUACCACCACCGAUGGCUGAAAACCCAACUUCUGAAAGCCCAAUUCAGUGGCAUUCUAACAAUAUCCCUUAUCUUGACAGCCUGCAGGGUCGUGAUGAUGCAUUUGUCUUCACAAGAGAAGAUUAUGAUAGUCGCCUAAAAAUCUGAAUUGAACCAAAGGAUCUCAACAAAGAUCGAUGCUACCUUGCAAAGGAAAUAUUGUUCGCAUCCAAAAAGGCAUUGCAACGGGCUGUCAAAAUUUAUUGUUUUAAGGACAUGAGGGAGUUUAAGGUUGAUCAGUCAAACACAAAGAUAUGGA
Messenger RNA from Lycium ferocissimum, 607 nucleotides. RefSeq lists its product as uncharacterized. Lineage: Eukaryota; Viridiplantae; Streptophyta; Magnoliopsida; Solanales; Solanaceae. The record is from RefSeq and is a predicted model, not a curated record. Bases 40 to 456 code for a protein of 138 amino acids. The transcript has 2 exons.